UAUUUACAUAUAAAAAUAAUAAUCGCCAGGCACACCCUGGGCAGCUCCUUAAAGCUUCUUCUUCUCCUAAAUUAUCUCCCGCAUCCAUCCUCUCUCUCCCUCCAUGCUGUGUGUGUGCAGGUAGUGAAGUUGGGGGACUCCCGGGUCAUUGACACUCUGCUGCAAGCGGGGGCAAAUCCAAAUGUGCCAGAUCCCUCCUGCGGUCUCACCGUGACCCACGAUGCCGCUCGUGAAGGAUUCGUGGAUUCUGUGCGCGUGCUGCUAAACUAUGGGGCCAACGUUAACAUCGCAGAUGAAAGAGGUAACCUUCCGCUGCACCUGGCCGCCAGUAAGGGUCACCUGGAGGUUGUCAGGCUGCUCAUUGGAUACACCGAGAAUCGCGGCGUACGCAACAAUGACGGACUCACCGCCGAGCAGCUCGCGCGCGGCAAUGGCCACACGGACACAGCCACGUUCAUCCAAAACCAUCCACAGGACCGGACAGCUGAACCUGCAACAGAGCGAGCGCGAUUUUGACUUCACCUCAGGUCUCCGCCACCACAAAGUCCUCGAUAUGCCUGGGUUUUUGUUUGUUUUGGGGGGUGUAACUUUAGAUUGUGUCUGGGUGCAGAUGGAAAUAAAACGCACACUGCUGACAAAGCUUUCCUUUAUGGCGCAAAAGCAAUAAUUAAAGGACUCUCACGUGACCGCACAUGAGAAGCGAAAAAUGCCCACCUUAGACGAGCCUAGACAAGAAUUAUUCAUUCUGAGACAAAUGACAGCGUUGUGGAGGAUGUAAGCGGGCUGAGCUACAGCGCAACGAACAGUUUAAAGUUGACAAACCAGUUUUUCUUUUGCUUCGGAACAAACAGAGGUUUCAAUGUCAGUUAAAAUUUAUCCCAGGGUUAAAAUCAAAUUUGCGCUCAUGCCUCGUGGAGCUGACGACACAGUGAAAAUGUUUAACUUUUAUAGACUGUAAAACACAUUGUAGUUCCACUUAUUUUAUAAUUUUUCAGGUCUAAUUUUAGUUAGUAUGCAUGGAUGCAGAGGUUAAAUAUGUGCCAUGAACUUCCACAUUUUUCUCCCACAGGUAAGAGGAAGGAUGUGAUUAAGAGAGCCUGGAAUCUGUUUGGAAAGCAACUUCUUCUUCUGAUCUUUUGUUUCCCGAACUUUUUUGCCGGACAUUGAACACGUCUAUACGUUAAAAACAAUAAUUAGCCUACAAAAACUUAAGAACAAAAAUCUGGGAUUUAUAUUCACGGUCUGGUGGAAAGAAUGCUUUGCAACACUUGCUUACUAAAUGAGAGAAUGUGACUCUUUCAUAUGGUUAUUGAAAAACUGUGAAGCUGAGCGCAUAAAAGUGUUUUUCAUUGUUAUUUUUAUGCAUUUACCAAACUAAUACCUUACAUACUGUGAGACAUCGCUUUCACAUUCACCAUUAGGUGCAUCUACACACUUCCGACACAGUCACAUAAACAUUAACUUCUUUUUGAUGCUGCAUUUUGUUUGAUGGUGUUAUGUUCUGGUCAUCAGACAACCCCUGGCACCUUUGUGUCUGGGCUAACAUUUAUCUAAUGCUUCAAAG
This is a messenger RNA of Haplochromis burtoni (Burton's mouthbrooder), 1564 nucleotides long. Its product is annotated as cyclin-dependent kinase 4 inhibitor C-like. The record is from RefSeq and is a predicted model, not a curated record. Gene Ontology annotation, biological process: negative regulation of cell population proliferation; regulation of cyclin-dependent protein serine/threonine kinase activity. NCBI's taxonomy places the organism in Eukaryota, Metazoa, Chordata, Actinopteri, Cichliformes, Cichlidae. The transcript has 3 exons. The annotation marks the transcript as partial. Gene Ontology annotation, molecular function: cyclin-dependent protein serine/threonine kinase inhibitor activity; protein kinase binding. Gene Ontology annotation, cellular component: nucleus.